Bactrocera dorsalis (oriental fruit fly) is the source of this 4350-nucleotide messenger RNA. RefSeq names its product limbic system-associated membrane protein. The record is from RefSeq and is a predicted model, not a curated record. NCBI's taxonomy places the organism in Eukaryota, Metazoa, Arthropoda, Insecta, Diptera, Tephritidae. The transcript is spliced from 11 exons. Gene Ontology annotation, cellular component: neuron projection. The coding region runs from base 520 to 1839 and encodes 439 amino acids.
UAUUGCGAAUCAGUUGUUUGUCGGCAUCGUUUGCGAGCGGUUGUAUUGUGCAAAUCGGAACGGUACUCUUUUAUGGCGCGCAAUCGAAAACGUGUGUGUUAAUAACAAUUUGUGGCAAAAUAAUUAUAUAUUUAAGUAAUUACUUGAGUCGCUUAACGCAACCGGUUGACUGUCAAGACGGUGAAGUGUGAUCAUUUGACAAGGCAAUGUUGUGGAAAUACUAUUUCUUGUAGUGUUUAGUUUUGUUGGUAAUCCUUAUUAACCAAAACAUGUGUUAAAGUGUAUAUAUCACAUAUAAAAAAAGUUUUGGAAAUGUAAAUCAAAUACCAUUGCGUGAAAAAUACUUCCAACAACUACUUAUUAUAAUGAAUUUCCCGUGGACUGUAUAAACCAACCAAUGCUUUCAUAAAAAUGCUUUAAAAGCAAUAAAGCAACGCUUUAUUAUAAAUACUGAGCGAGUAGUCGCUUUCAAUGAGAUUACUUGUAAAUAAACAUCCGCGAUAAGAACAAACAAAUACCAUGCCGUCGAUACGCGCAGCUUGCUUUACAAAGGUAUUGAGGCAGCCAGCGGGCAGCUUAUUAUUCGUUUUGAUAUUUAUGUGCCAUAAAACUGAUUUCAGUUUAAUUGAAACAGCUGCCGAUGUGAUAACCGAUCCUAAAUUCAGUUUUCCAAUUGUAAAUGUAACAGCCUCUGUGGGGCGUGAAGCCUUUCUGACAUGCGUUGUACAGGAUUUGGGAUCGUUUAAGGUCGCGUGGCUGCGUGUAGAUACACAAACAAUUUUGACCAUACAAAAUCACGUGAUUACAAAAAAUCAACGCAUCGGCAUAACGAAUUCCGAACACAAAACGUGGACUAUGAAAAUCAAAGAUAUCAAGGAGAAUGAUAAAGGCUGGUAUAUGUGUCAAAUAAAUACGGAUCCAAUGAAAAGUCAAAUGGGCUAUCUGGAUGUGGUAGUCCCGCCGGAUAUCCUCGAUUAUCCCACCAGCACGGAUAUGGUUGUGCGCGAGGAUAGUAAUGUGACGCUCAAAUGUGCGGCAACGGGCUCACCAGAGCCGACAAUUACAUGGCGACGUGAAAAUGGAGUACCCAUUGAAUUGGCCAACGGCUCUGAGGUGCUGAGCGUUGAGGGUGUAACUUUGGUUCUGCCGCGUGUGAAACGUCAGCAUAUGGGUGCAUACUUAUGCAUAGCAUCGAAUGGUGUGCCGCCAUCGGUGAGCAAACGCAUAACGUUGAUUGUGCAUUUCCCGCCAAUGAUAACCGUGCAAAAUCAGCUGAUCGGUGCAGUGGAAAACAAAAAUGUAACUUUGGAAUGCCAAUCUGAAGCCUUUCCUAAGUCAAUUAAUUACUGGACGAGAGAGCGGGGCGACAUAGUGCCACCAGGUAGUGUCAAAUAUACGUCCGGCGUUACGGAAAUUGGCGAAUAUCGCAAUGCAAUGCAAUUGCAUAUCAGUGAUUUGACGCAAGCAGAGUUCGGCGCUUAUCGUUGUGUGGCGAAAAAUUCACUGGGCGACACCGAUGGCACCAUAAAAUUAUAUCGAAUACCACCGACUGCUGUGAAUUAUGUGGAGAACUCGGAAGGACGUUACAAAGGCAGCAACAAAAAACGCAUCAAGAGCUCGGAACUUUAUCACCAGUCGAAGGCGUCCGAAGGCGUGGACAUGGAGAAUCUCGGCAAACGAAAAGAUAUGAUGCUUGGCAACGAAUUGGAGGAUGGUUACUACGACUCAGCUGCUGCGGCUGUAACGCAUUGUCAACAACAUAAAUUGACAGUGACAACAAUGGCGUUGUUCACCAUGUUGUUACUGUUCAGAAAAGUUGCGGUACUGAUUGACGUCUGACAGUUGCUGAGCGCAGAGCUGCUGAUACACUGAUGACAUUGUGGUUGCGGUGGCGUAUGAGUAACUGUUAAGGCUAAAAGGAUUUACUGUUGGCUGCUUAUGAUUUGUAUGUGCUUGUAUGUAAAUAUUGCUGCAAUGAAUUUGUGCAAGUGUGUAAGUUGCGAGUAUUAAGUCGUUGCAAUGCUGCAAGUUAAAAUUAUGGAGCAAAAAUUGUAGAGCGCAUAAGGAGCUUAGCUUUUGGAUAAGCAAAUGUAUAUAUGGUAAAGAUAUUGCAAAUUUUUCAGUUUUAUUGGUAAUUUAUGGUAAGUGAAGCCAAUGAAAGUUAUAAAAUAAAUAAGAAAUGAAAUUUAACAAAUAUAUAUUUGAAAUAAGGCAAAAAAAAUUAUAUGAUAAAAUAGUUAUUAGGUUGAGUUUAGAACUAUUUUUUUUUUUAAAUUUGAAAUUCUUGUAAAUAAAUAUAUAAAUAAAAUAAGUGGAAAGAUAUUUAACUAUAUGUAAGGUGAACAUAUAAAAUAAUGCUUCCUCAUACAAAAAUAUGAUAGAAUAUGAUUUCCGAUAUAUAUUUGUAUAAUAUAUACAUAUGUAUACUGGAAAUGGUGAAUUGAAAAAAAAAUUAUUGUUUUUUUUUAUAAGUUAAAUAUUAUUUUUAUAAAUUUAUAAUCAAAAUUCUAUAAAUGAAAUUAAAGUGAAUGUACGGGGUUCGCCAAGUUGAUUUCCAAACUCCCUUAAGUUACAGUUUUUCGUUAUAAAAUUAUCCUAUGUGAACAAGGUCAUUAUUUUCAAUUUGAACCUUGCCUAAACCAUAUCCACUUUACCGUUUAAGUGUAAAACAUAUGAUUUUUUCGUUUUUUUUUUAAUUUUUUAUUUUGGACUACACAACUUUUUACGCGGUUAUAGCCGGGUUAACAACGGCAUCUUUACUUCUUUUUGUUAUUUGGCGCCAAUUCAAGAUACCAAGGGCAGCAAAGUCCUUCUCCACCUGAUCUCUCCAACGCAGUGGUGGUCUGCUUCCUUUGGCGGAUACUGGUUAGAAAGCCUUCAAGGUUAAGGUAUACUAUUCCAUCAGGACAACAUGACCUUAGCACGCCUCAACUGCUUAUAGAAGGCAUUGUCCUUCUCUUCCGUCUGCGUCUUUUUUCACCCACGAAUCCCACACCGAAUUUUCGCUUUUUUAAAUGACCACUGUGGUAAAUGCCACAAGGACAUACUCGUCUCUGUCCUUGUCCCGCCCAAUGCAUUUCUUGGACGGCAGUGAUGUCACGGAUUGGCUACCGCAUCUAACAUAAAGAUUGUCUAAGUUUCCAAGGUUCCCGGCGAAAACGCAAGAUUAGAAAUUGGGUAUAGUCAACUACUGUAACUGCAUACCUAGAAGCAUGACGACACCACAUUACCGCUCAUUAUAUCCUAAAUUACAGCUUUCGAAAAACAAUAUUCCAAUACAAAAUUUUCCGCUCUACAAAAAAAUCUUAAUUAUUUUAAUUAUUACUUCAUGAGAGUGAUAAGAGAUUUAAGUCUCCUCUGAUGGACGCCUAAGCUGCCCUAGAUGUCUCAGUUUUGUCAUGAUUGAAGCUGCCAUUUCGCUGACAGCUUUCCAGUUCUCAGUGCGCAAUACAAAAAUACAUGCUCAGAGUCAUCAGAGCACUCUGAACACAAAGAAUUCGGACUAAUGUCAUGCUGGAAUCUGUACACGGAGCUUCUUCAGCAGCCAGGUCUGCCUAGUAUUUUGGUUGGAUGGAACUGCAGGUAGCCAUCUCGUCACGAGUCAAUGUCCGGUAUCAGUAUGUGGGUCCACCGUCCUUUGAGUGAGAUUUGCCACCGCUAUUGCCAUAUUGUCAAGAUUUGGCUCUCUCUUUUCUUUUGGCUCCUAUAGAUGCUUGUGAUAAUUUAUAUACCCGCUCAUAUUCGUCACCCUGCAUGUCAAGGGGUAUCAUACUGGCUAUUACUUCAGCAGCAUCACUUGAUAUUAUUCGGAAACCACUGCUUUAUGUAGGAAAGAAAGAGUAUUUGUAUACAUUUUAAUGCCAACAAGUAAAGUUUUAACACUCAACAUUAUAAAACUUAUUUUACUCCCAAAAAAGAAUUCACUAGAAUAUUACAGAUAUACUAUUUUAUAUUUGAGGAAGAAAAAAAACUGUAAAAUAACAAAAGAGAUUCUUCUUAAAUUGAAAAAAAAAAAUUGUUAAAAAUAUAAAAUCCGCACUAGUUUAUUUCAUUUGGUUUAAAACCACGCUAUGGUAUUUUUUCUCUCUCUCUCCUUUUCGCUUAUUCGUGAGCAUACCUAUGACACACACAUAUAUAUAUUUAGGAAAGGUGUGCGCCUUAGCUUAGUACAUUUGAAGAGAAAGUAUGGUUCAAUGCCGCGCUAAGGUAGUUAAGGUUAAGGUUUCAACCUACUAUGACUUCUUUUUUAACUGUUGCCUUUCUCAAAAGCUGGUGGAGUAUGGAAAUAUGUGUUUGAGCAUCACUCGCAAGAGAAGGUAUCAAACUGCAGAGAUUUUAAAGGAUUUUUGA